Rhea pennata is the source of this 5390-nucleotide messenger RNA. RefSeq names its product ADAM metallopeptidase domain 19 (gene ADAM19). Gene Ontology annotation, biological process: membrane protein ectodomain proteolysis. The coding region runs from base 5 to 2689 and encodes 894 amino acids. The record is from RefSeq and is a predicted model, not a curated record. Gene Ontology annotation, molecular function: metalloendopeptidase activity. The transcript is spliced from 23 exons. NCBI's taxonomy places the organism in Eukaryota, Metazoa, Chordata, Aves, Rheiformes, Rheidae.
AGCCAUGCGGGGCCGGGGGCUGCUCUGCGGCAUCGCCCUCUCGCUGCUGCUGCGCCCUCCGCCGCGGCGCGCCGCAGGGGCUGCCGCCGGUCUGGAGCUGCCGCACCAGGUGGUGAUACCGCACUGGGAAACCCUGGGGAGCCCCAGCAGUGAGAAGCAUCCAUUCAGAGCUGAAGUCAGGAUAAAGGCAGAAGGACAAGACCUGAUUUUAGAUCUAGAGAAGAAUGGAAACCUCUUUGCACCAGGCUACACUGAGACUCAUUACAGCAGGACUGGAAGGCCCCAGACUGUGUCUCUGCCCCACACAGACCACUGCUUUUACCAUGGUGUUGUGAGGGGCAGGGAGCACUCCAGUGUCACGCUCAGCUCCUGCAAAGGGCUGCGAGGACUCAUUGUACUGAGCCACAAUUCCAGCUACGUCCUAGAGCCAGUCCACAACAGGCAGAACGAGCACUUGGUCUAUAGGCUGGAAGACCUGAAGUUGUGGAGAGGAGCCUGUGGCUACCAGGGCACUGAGGCCAUCGCUGGAGACUGGCUUAGGGGCUUCCCCCCUGAGGAGGCACCUGCUUAUCACAGGGUGAAGCGUGAGACUUUGCAGGGUACAAAAUAUGUGGAACUUCUGCUCGUAGCUGAUUAUGCAGAGUUUCAGAAGCAUCGCUUCAACAUUGAAGAAACACGGCUUAAAUUAGUGGAGGCGGCUAAUUAUGUAGAUAAGUUUUACAGAUCCCUGAAUAUCCGAAUUGCCUUGGUGGGGCUGGAGAUUUGGAGUCACAGGAAUAAAUGUGAUGUAACUGAGAAUCCCUACUCCACCCUGAGAUCUUUUCUGGCUUGGAGUAGCAAGGAGAGAGUGUACAGAAAGCAUGAUAAUGCCCAACUAAUUACGGGUGUUCCAUUCCAAGGUACCACGGUUGGGUUGGCUCCUGUGAUGGCCAUGUGCUCUGAUUUCCAGUCAGGAGGAGUAAACAUGGAUCACUCUGACAAUGCCAUUGGUGUUGCUGCUACCAUUGCCCAUGAGAUGGGACACAAUUUUGGCAUGAAUCAUGAUUCAGCUGGCUGCUGCACAACCAGUGCUGAGGAUGGAGGCUGCAUCAUGGCUUCUGCAACUGGGCACCCGUUCCCCAAGGUGUUCAACCAGUGCAAUAGAAAAGAGCUGGAGAAGUAUCUGCAGUCUGGUGGAGGGAUGUGUCUCUCCAACAUGCCGGAUACCAAAAAAAUAUAUGGUGGGAAGAAAUGUGGAAAUGGCUACUUGGAAGAGGGGGAGGAAUGUGACUGUGGAGAGGUGGAGGAGUGCAAUAACCCCUGCUGCAAUGCCAACAACUGCUCACUGAAGCUGGGCGCUGAGUGUGCCCAUGGCAGCUGCUGCCAGCAGUGUAAGCUGAUGUCUCCAGGAACUCUCUGCAGGGAAAGAUCAGGACUUUGUGACCUCCCGGAAUACUGCACUGGAGAGUCACCAUUUUGCCCGCCCAACUCAUACCAAAUUGAUGGGACUUCCUGUGAAGGAGAAAAGGCAUAUUGCUACAGUGGCAUGUGUCUCACUUAUAAAGACCAGUGUGUGCAGCUGUGGGGACCUGGAGCAAGGCCAGCACCGGACACCUGCUUUGAGAACGUUAAUGCUGCUGGAGACAUCUACGGGAACUGCGGGAAAGACAUCAAUGGCAACUACAGGAAGUGUGAUGUGAGAGAUGCUAAAUGUGGGAAGAUCCAGUGCCAGAGCUCUGCUUCCAAGCCACUGCAGUCCAAUGCAGUUGCCAUAGACACAACUAUCCAUAUGGAGAGGAUGCAGCUGAGGUGCCGUGGGACCCAUGUGUACAGAUCUGAGAGUGAAGAGAAGGAGAUGCUGGACCCUGGCUUGGUGUUGACAGGAACAAAAUGUGGGAGCCAUCAUGUUUGCUUUGAGGGACGCUGCCAGAAUACAUCCAUCAUCUUUGAAUCAGAAAGCUGUAACAAGAAGUGCCAUGGGCAUGGAGUUUGCAAUAACAACAAGAACUGCCACUGCAACCCAGGAUGGGCUCCCCCAUUUUGCAACAAGGAGGGGAUGGGAGGAAGCUUGGACAGUGGCCCCCCAGUAUCAGAAGGCUUUUCAGUGUUAGUGAUAACACUAGCAAUCCUGGCUCUCAUUCUCCUUCUCAUUGGAAUUACGUUUCUAUUUUACUGUCUGAAAUGCCGGAAUAAAUUUGUUAUCUGUUCUCUAAAGAAGACUCCACAGUUCAGCGAUACCUCUGGAAGCGGCCACGCAAACCCUGCCUUCAAGCUGAAAACCCCUCAGGAACAGAGGAAGGCUAUUGGUUUCCCUGAAAUCCCAUCAAAACCUCCUCCCCAGCAAGCUCCAGGUCUCCAAAUAAAUACACAGCAGCCACCUACUUUCUCCACUGGCUCCAGCUGUGGUGUUGGGAAACCCUCACGGCCGGUGCAUCAAGUCGUUGUGAAGGACAUCGCCAGAAGGACACCUCCAAGCAGGCCAGCACCUCCUGCUCCCAAACCUCCAGUCUCUCAGGAUAUUUCUAGGCCCCGGCCACCCCAAAGAGCUUUGCCAGCUAACCCCGUCCCAGCCAGACCCAGAACCCGGCCAGGGGAUGGCCCUGCAAUUCCCCUGCCCCCAGCUCAUGGGAGAAAACCAGGACAACUCUAUCCAGCAACAGAGAGUACAGGAGUCGGGAUGGCUGGAGCAGGGAGUGUCCUCAACGGGUGACACCACCAUCCUACGGACUCUUGUGAACCACAGUUUGGUUCCUUACUGGCCCAGGACUUCACAAGGGAUUGAAUGACCUUUGUCACCCGAACAAAUGUACAUGGCCCCAAACAGUUUCUGAACACCUCUCUUCUAGAUCUCUAUCCGACUUGAGAAGCUACAGUCAGGUUUGGCAAGGUUAUACCCAGGAACUGUACCGGUACAUGCCAAGCUGAGCUCAACCACUGUGCUCAUAGCUUUUUCUGUGUAGGGAUGACUUGUGUAUAUGAUAUUUAAAUAUUAUUGUGCAAUAUACAAUGCAGGGAUGGGGACGAUGGGGGCUUCAUGUGUUUUUAUCAGUUAUUUAAGUGUUUCCAGGAAGAAUGAGCUGAGAGUCCAGGUGCUAGCUUUGAUGGGUUUUUAUUUAAGAAACAGGCCUGUUUGCUUCCCUCGGCCCAUCCAAGCAGCUGCAGAAGCAUAUGUUGGUGCUAUACAGAAACCACUGCGUCUUGGGAGAGCAGAACACAGCCAUUGAUAAACUUCAGUUUAUUCUCUGUUUACAGUGGCUGGCAAGCUGGGCCAUGACAGAGAGCAAGCACACCAUGGAAAUAUUCCUGGUUGAAAUAACUGGCGCGUCACUAUGGAUUUUGGUUAGUUGUAAUAGAGCAGAUUAAGCGUUUCCCCAAUGUGACCAACUUCAGCAAGAUCUUCAGAACAUUUGUGUGCCCCCCGCCCCUGGCACUCAAGUGUCUCACCACGGUGCUGUAAGACCUAAGAGCGCUCCCAGCAUGGCCUGCAAGCGCUCAUCGGUGGCACUCGGACACAGAUACGGUACAAGAGAGAAACUCUGGAACCAGGAUACGGAGCAAAUGGCCAGAAGGAGGUUUAGCAAAGUGCUGAAACCUUCUCUCCACAGCAUGGUACUGCCGAUAAUCAGUAGACACUUUGCAUGUCUCUCUCUCUCUUUUUUUUUUUUUUUUUUUUUUUUUUUGCCUUCAGCUGGCUGUUGGCUCCCCAUAUUAUGAGAAACCUAAAUAAAUUUGCCCUAUUGGUAAAACAGCAAAAAUGUUAAUAUGACACAUGGUGCUUUUGUAGGACAGCUUAUUUCCUCCAGGCUUUUUUUUUCUAAUGGAGAGAGCUGUCCAUGUGCACUUUAAGCAGCUGAUGGUUCUAACCCUGAGGACCUACUGUUGUGAACCUUUUUUUCUUUUUUCUUAAUGGUUUGAGAUUUCAUACAUUUUGUUUUCUCUCAGGAUUUUAAAUGAAGACCUUUUGCUAAGUUGAAAUUAUUCUGUUUUCCUUGAAAGUAUUUCCUAGGAGAACACAGGGAGUUCUGGAGGAGAGGUUACACAACUGUCUUGUGUCUGUUCUAGCAUGGACAAAAAUCUUCCAUGUAAUUGCUGCUGAGCAAUCAGCUGAGAAAUCAUAAUACUGGCUUAAAGAAAAAAAUAUUUUUCUGGUGAGUUUGUUUCCCUAAGAUCUACUCCUUCAAAAAUGUCAGAUGAAUCUUGAGCACUCAGAUUAAAUUUUUAGUUGUAUUUAACAGUAAUUCUGUAGGAUGACUUAAACCAAAUGAGUUUUUGCAACACUACUACCUCUUUCUCCACAAGGAAACAGUACACACGGUGUAUCUUGAAUUUCCAAUUGAUUAUUCACAAACUUGAUCAUUCUGGACCUUUUAUUACCUUCUAUAGGCCUAGAAACCAAAUCGGCCUAAAUUAUUCCUUUCUGAAAUAAGGGAUGGCAAACAAAAGACAUCAACGUUUUAAACUUUAUUUAUCUUUUUCUAUAUUUGGGGUCACUAUCUUCAAAGACUCCUGCUGGUCUUGGUGCUUUGGUGCAAUGAUAAAACCAAAGGGUUUGUUCAAGUCCUCCUUGGUCAGCCAUUUUCCUGGCAAAAGGAUGUGAAGGGAAGCUGAUGAGAGGGAAAUUGUCCCUGCAUCCCCUUAACCUUGAGCAUUUUUCCCUCUGGUGCCACAGCAGCCCUCAUUACCAGCUUCUCAACAUUGAGAUUAGUCAGCAUCUGCCUGAGAUGCUAAGAACAGAUCCACCUCAACCUCAAACCACUAAAUUUGUCAUUCCUUUGGAGUCAGCUAAAGUGCCUGUGUAACAGCAUGUUUUGCCGCUCACAGGUAGAGGUCUAGUUUUCAUAUGUGCUGGCCUCAUAGAGCAGUUACCAUAAUAUAGAUUAAACCACUGUAACCUGAUCCUGUAUCUGAGCCCUCACUGACUUCUGAGGACAGCAACAUACUUCUGCUACAGCCCUUGAUUUUUAUCACAUGAACACCAAAAGCUGCUAAGAGCAUUUUCAUUGAACUUCAUGUGAACAUGGGCUCAGGUUUUUCAGAAAUGCUCCUAGAUACAUAAAGCUCAGAAAACUGGACCUGCCCAAACCCUAAUGGAAAACUUUAGUACUGGAAUAUCAUAAAGCCUCCAAAAGGUAGUUUUAGUAAAUCCUUUAAAAUUCUCAUAUGUGUGCAUGUUGGGUGAAUGAGAACAAAGGAACUAGGGGAAGAGUAAGAGGUGACAGAUGUGAUUUUUUUUUUAAAGAAGACUAUAUUAUUUGGGAGAACAUGUAUAAAAAUAUGUUUCACUUCCAUUACAUCCAUAUGUUACUGGUUUACAAUAAUGCUCUCUGUGCAUCUAUGCAAAUACUUGAAGAAUGCAAUUCAUUGUGCCUUCUGCCUACUUUUUAAUAAAUUUAUCACUUGUCAUUAACAAA